AUGUGCUGCGCCAGGCCACCUCAUGUUUCAUUUGAACCACAAAAAAGGCGAACAACUAACAGAGAUAUUCAACCAUUUUCAGAUGAACACGAGGAUCAUGGUAGUGCGGACAACGAUGAGGAGUCUGCGGAUGAGGAGGAUGGCGGCGGCGAGUCUGAUGAGGUCGAAGAGUCAGAUGAUGAGGGUGGCCAGAAUGAUGAGGAAGUUGGGAAUGAGGAUGAUGUUGGUGCGGACAACGAUGAGGAGUCUGCGGAUGAGGAGGAUGGCGGCGGCGAGUCUGAUGAGGUCGUAGAUGACGGCGAUGCAGAUGACGGGGACAUUGGAGUCGAAGGGGGUGAUUUGGACGAGGGAGGCGACGCGAGGGGUGAUUUGGACGAGGGAGGCGACGCGAGUGAGUUUGAUGAGAAUGGUGGGGGUGAUGAGGAAUUGUUUGAAGAGCAGGAAGAGUCAGAUGAUGAGGGUGGCCAGAAUGAUGAGGAAGUUGGGAAUGAGGAUGAUGUUGGUGCGGACAACGAUGAGGAGUCUGCGGAUGAGGAGGAUGGCGGCGGCGAGUCUGAUGAGGUCGUAGAUGACGGCGAUGCAGAUGACGGGGACAUUGGAGUCGAAGGGGGUGAUUUGGACGAGGGAGGCGACGCGAGUGAGUUUGAUGAGAAUGGUGGGGGUGAUGAGGAAUUGUUUGAAGAGCAGGAAGACGUGGACGUAGAUGCAAACGUUGUUGAAGAAUUUAUUAGCUCGGUAAUCCCUGAUGAAUGCAAGAUCUAUUUUGAUGUGUCGAGAAACCCCAACAGUGAUUUUUCCGGUGGACCCUCUCUUGACUCUUCUUCUGAUAGCCCAGUCCUUCUCCCAGAAACUCUCAGUGUUGGCAAUGUGGAGCACUCUUUCUCGGGUGUCGAUGGAAAUCUCAUGGAAUCAGAAAUUCCUGGGGAAAAUAAUACUGAAACUGAUGAAGACAACGAAUCCUCUGAGGAGCAUAAUUUGGACGUUCCCGAUGAAGAAGGUGUACAGCAACAUGAAGGUGUAAAUAUAGAUGAAGCGGAUCAUGCGGGAGAAUACGAAGCUGACUUUGCUGGUGAGGCAGAUGAGGAAUUCGACAGUAAUCCUGGUGAGUACUAA
Opisthorchis viverrini is the source of this 1113-nucleotide messenger RNA. RefSeq lists its product as hypothetical. The coding region runs from base 1 to 1113 and encodes 370 amino acids. Lineage: Eukaryota; Metazoa; Platyhelminthes; Trematoda; Opisthorchiida; Opisthorchiidae. The record is from RefSeq and is a predicted model, not a curated record. The transcript is spliced from 5 exons.